Messenger RNA from Gongylonema pulchrum, 300 nucleotides. The record is from the annotation of a GenBank genome assembly. NCBI's taxonomy places the organism in Eukaryota, Metazoa, Nematoda, Chromadorea, Rhabditida, Gongylonematidae.
AUGCAGCGCCUUGCACCCGCAACCGAGACACGUGAACGCGGUGCACCGGGCACCGGAAAAGGAGGCAGCCGGCCGCGCACACCAAUGGCAGUGUUGCUAAACGCGCCUCACUGGCCCGGUCAAUCCACUCAAGCCAACCCCAACAGGCCCCGAACUAUCCCACCACCUCGGCCAGCAACAGCAACCGCAGCAGCAGCAACAACGCGCCCUGCAACCAAGCGUACCGGCAAGCAGCAGAUGGGCACACCGUGCAACUUGUUAUUUCCGAGCAGCUCAGCACUCAGCCUUUGGCAGUGGUAA